This is a messenger RNA of Glossina fuscipes, 1662 nucleotides long. RefSeq names its product heat shock 70 kDa protein 14. Gene Ontology annotation, cellular component: nucleus; cytosol. The record is from RefSeq and is a predicted model, not a curated record. The transcript has a single exon. Bases 101 to 1630 code for a protein of 509 amino acids. NCBI's taxonomy places the organism in Eukaryota, Metazoa, Arthropoda, Insecta, Diptera, Glossinidae. Gene Ontology annotation, biological process: protein folding. Gene Ontology annotation, molecular function: ATP-dependent protein folding chaperone; ATP binding.
GCUUUACUAAAAACGUGUUAACGUUUUCGCUCCGUAGUUUACUUGGAUGGUUGCAGCGGUCUUAAUUGAAUAAGUUGAUUUAAGUAACAAAUUCUGGAAAAUGUGGCCCCGUUUUGGCAUUAAAAUUGGUAAUAGCACUUUCUGCAUUGCUCAUGUGAAGCCGUCAGAUACUUGGCCGAAUGUUAUAGCAAAUAAACAAGGUGAUAGAGUUUCUCAAGCGUGUUUGCUCUGGGAUGGCGGCAACGAAAUUGAAUGCGGAUUGACUGCUCAACAGAAAAUGGCUACGCGUCCUAAACAAGCUGUCGCUAAUUGUUUUCAGUUCUUAAAGUCAUCGGAAGAGUUAACAGAUGAUUUCCUAAGUAUUGCAUGUAAAACUAUACCCUGUAAUUAUGAUAAGGUUAAACACACGUUCAAAUUAAAUGCAAACAAGUCGUCAAAUAAUGAUGAGGACAUAGAGACUGUUAAGGAAAUGUCUCCCUUCGAAGUACUUGUAAAAUUGUUUGAAUGCGAAUUAGAAUUGGCAAAGCAGUAUUGUAGUGAUGCAAGUGAGACACCUGUUAUAGUGUUAUCGGUACCCAGUUAUAGCUCGACACGGACCCGUAGCUUAGUAGUCGAGGCGGCUGAAAAAGCUGGAUUUCAAGUGGCUCAAGCCGUUGAAGAACCUACAGCUGCUAUAUUGGCUUACGGUAUUGGCGAAGAAUCAUGCAAUGAUGAUGACACAAGGUACACAUUAACAAUUAAAUGCGGUGGUCUCUUUAGUCACUUUGCUUUAUAUGAAGUCAGACGUGGACUCUACACUAAGUUGGAUUGCUUUGGCCCAUUUGCCAUUGGCGGCGAGCAAAUCACCGAAGAAUUAGUAAAAUUCAUAUGUGAAGACUUUCAACGUAAAUAUAAAUUGGAUCCGAAUGAAAGUAGACGUUCCUUAGCUAAAAUACGUACAGCGGCUGCAAACUGCAAACACAUCUUAACCACUUUACCUUCUACUCAGUUAUAUAUAGAUUCUUUAAUGGAUGGUAUAGAUUUUAAUGCACAAAUGUCAAGAGCACGUUUUGAAAGCCUUAUACAACCAGUUAUUACCAAUUUUAUGCAAAACUUGGCGGAUGCUGUACAGAAGAUGCAACAAAAUUUCCCGCAAGCAAAAAAAAUUGAUGCAGUCGUUUUAUUAGGAGCAACCACCCAAGUACCGAAAUUGCUAUCAGCGAUUUCUGCUAGAUUUCCAGACGCUGAAAUUCAUAAUUCACUAGCAGCCGAUGAAAUAGUGGCAGUUGGUUGUGCACGCCAAACAUUGUUCCUACAAAAUCCCGAUAAUCAAAUACUCGAGGCAUUCGAAGAAUGCCUUUGUGUAGCAGAGGAAGUGGUCAUAUGGCAUGGUAACUCAAAAGAUGAAAUUAAUUCGCAAAAACUUCUCAAUCCAGGCGAUAUUCUACCAAAAACAGUUAUAUUGAAUAUAAAACUGAAGGAAUCGUGCUCGGACUCUGAUGUAUUUCAACUACGGGCUGGCACGCAAAUAAAAGAGGUGAAUAUUGAAAAGGCUGCUUCCAGUAUACCUGAAGAAGAAUUUGUACGUUUAGAAGCUGAAAUACCAAAGGUGAUCAACAAUUCGCCAGUGAUACGUUUAAGAUGUAUUUGAAGUUUCUAGUUUUUAGUAAAUGAUAGUUCAAA